This is a messenger RNA of Thlaspi arvense, 630 nucleotides long. Lineage: Eukaryota; Viridiplantae; Streptophyta; Magnoliopsida; Brassicales; Brassicaceae. The record is from the annotation of a GenBank genome assembly.
GAUACUUGGAUCUUCUUCAGUGAGCUCCGGCUCCGGAAACUCUAUAAACAGUCGUUGAAUGAGCAUUCUAGUGAUAACGCCUGGGUAUUUGGUGUGCAACAAACGACUAAAACGACACAGAUGAGAGGCGCCACACCAAUAAACCCUCAGAAGAUAGAAGCUGAUGCGAGUUCCGUCAAAGAAUCAGAUUACUACGAAGGCGAAAGUCUAACUCAUCUCCUCGGCUUGAUUCAGAGAGGAAUCGAGACGUCGAAGCUUUCGAAUGUGAAGUCAUUACCUGAGAAGAUGUGGCUUAAGCAACAAAUAGCGAUUGGGAUAAACGAAGUCACGCGUGUUCUUGAGAGGAUGAAACCAAACACUGUUGACCAUCAACAAAAACUUAGGCAGCCUCCGGUUCAACUUCAGGUAGUGAUAGUAGUAGCAGAUUGUAAACCGAGGAUGCUAACCAAGCAUAUCCCGAACUUAGCUGCUUCAAGGAACGUUCCGGUUCUCUAUAUCAGAGACAACAAACGAGCCUCUCUCAGAUUAGGAGAGUUGGUUAAGCUCAAGACUGCUCUAGCCAUUGGCGUCAAGGCCAGAGCAAACGAUCUCAACCUGAUACUCUCACAGAUUCUUCCAAGAGACUCUUGA